Molecule: messenger RNA, 2637 nt
Organism: Vicia faba (fava bean)
Lineage: Eukaryota; Viridiplantae; Streptophyta; Magnoliopsida; Fabales; Fabaceae
Source: the annotation of a GenBank genome assembly
AUGGACCCAUCUAUAGUCAAGCUUCUUGAAGAUGAUGAGGAUGAAACUAUGCAUUCAGGAGCAGAUGUGGAAGCUUUCCAAGCUGCAAUGAUUAGAGACAUAGGCGGAGAUGCUUCUAAUUCUCAGCUAUCUGAUUCAGAUGCAGGAAGCAAUAAUUCAUUCAGUCAAUCAUUACCAACGUGGCCAACUUCUAGCCAUGACAACCAGACUGACUGUCAAAAUCAGGAGCCUAAAAUUGCACAAGAGCAACCUUCAUCUGAAAUGGAGCUGAAGCAACAAGGACCUGUCGUGGAACAGAUACAAAAUGUUGCCUCACAAGAUACAAGUAAUCCUACUUUAUUACACAAACAAUCUCAAGAUGAAUGUCUCCAACGCCAGACUGUACCGGUUUCCCACCAACAUUCUCAAACAAAUGAAGUUCAGAAGUCUGAAAAAGAUCCUGUCUUUAACCAUGAGGUAAUCAAAACAAAUAAUCCCAACUGUGAAUCACAGUAUGCAAAAUUGCAGCAGAUGAGUAAUCAACAGGCCACAGUAAAUGAACAACCUAGUAGCCAAAUCAAUCGUAGUAAGCAGGUGCCAUUUGGCUUAUUGCUCCCUAUCUUGAUUCCCCAACUUGCCAAAGAUAGAGCAAUGCAACUUACAACAUUAUUUAACAAAUUGAAGAAAGAUGAAAUACCCAAAGAUCAUUUUGUACGGCUUAUGAAAGGGAUUGUGGGGGAUCAGAUGCUUAGAAUAGCAUUGACGAAAGUGCAACAACAAACAAAAGCCAAUGCAGGUUCUUCUGGACAGCAGCACCCUGUAAGGAUGCCAACGGUUACUUCCAGUGGAACAAAAUUUAAUGAUCCCCAUGCAUUAGCACAACUGCAUCAGAGAAGUAUGAAUCCUGCUGCAGACCAUUCUCAUAAUACUUCUUCAGCUAUCCAAGUGAAGAGUGAACCGACCUAUUCAACUAUGGACAUUGGUGCUAAAAAGUCUCUGGAACAUGAUGUUCGAGUUGUGCAACCAAAUCAAUUACCAUCAUCAGGUUCUAAUGCCGUCAGUCAAGAAACUGAAAGAUCCUCAGUUCACAUACAAGGCCUUAAUAAGCAGCAACAGCAGCAUAUACAUUUCCCAUCGACAUAUGGAAGCAGUGGUGGUAACUAUAACCAUUUUUCCGGGACAACUACUGGUUCGUCAUCUCUCAGACCACAACCUCAUCCUCAUGAUUCACACAUAAGGCAAAUUCCUCAUCAGAAUAUUGGUUUAAAUCACUUGGGUGUAGAACGACAAAGUUCUUUCACUGAUCCUAAGAGAAUGCCAGGUGGAUCUGUGUCGACUGGUGUAAACAAUACAGCACCACAACAAACUUCAACUUCUUGGCAACCUUCAGCAGAACAAAAUUCUGGCUUGUUUUCAUCUGUUUCAUAUGGUAGUGGUGUCAAUCAAGGCACUGUAAAGGAUGAGUUUUCAAGAGGUUCUUUAGCACUCACUAGCAUGCCACAUACAACAUCUGCUAGCUUGCCCACAUCAAGCUCUGCAUCUCAACUAGAUCCAACUGUCUCUUUAAGCUCUCAGAUCCCAGCUAGCACUUCUGGUAUGGUGUCAAAGACACCUGUAAAAAGACCUCUUGGCCAGAAGAAACCACUUGAAACACUUGGUUCUUCACCUCCUCCUCCAAGUAAGAAACAAAAGGUGUCUGGGUCAUCUAUGGAACAAAGCAUUGAACAGCUUAAUGAUGUUACAGCUGUUAGUGGUGUUGAUCUUAGGGAGGAGGAAGAACAGUUAUUUUCUGGGUCCAAAGAGGACAGUCGAGUUUCAGAAGCAUCUCGAAGAGUUGUGCAAGAAGAGGAAGAAAGUCUGAUUUUGCUAAAAGCUCCAUUGCAGAGAAAAUUGAUUGAAAUUAUGACUGAGUGUGGCUUGAAAGGCAUGGGUAAUGAUGUGGAAAAAUGCUUGUCACUGUGUGUAGAAGAGCGAAUGCGCGGAGUAAUAAGUAACAUAGUCAGAAUGUCAAAACAGAGGGUUGAUAUUGAGAAAACAAGACAUCGAACUGUUGUCACUUCAGAUGUUCGACAGCAAAUCAUGGCAAUGAAUAGGAAAGCAAGGGAAGAGUGGGAGAAAAAACAGGCUGAAGUAGACAAGCUCCGGAAACUAAAUGAUGUAGAAGGUGGUUCUGGAGUUGAUGGUGACAAGGACAGGGAUGAUGGUCGCAAUAAAGCAACAAAGGUGAACAAGGAAGUAGAUGACAAAAUGAGGACAAAUGCUGCAAAUGUUGCAGCUCGAGCUGCAGUUGGGGGAGAUGACAUGCUGUCAAAGUGGCAACUUAUGGCUGAGCAAGCCAGGCAGAAACGUGAAGGGGGAACAGACACUGCAUCUGGUUCUCAGCCAACCAAAGAUGUCAGUCGCAAAUCUUCACCAUCAUCAGGAAGGAGUACAAAAGACAAUCAAGAAAGGGAGAGAAAAGGUCCAAAUUCUCUUGGGAGUUCAGCGUCUGGUAGGAAGUUUGGGAAAAAUCAUUCCCCUGGAUCUCAAACUCGCAUAGCUCGUAGCAUCUCCGUGAAGGAUGUGAUUGCAGUCUUGGAGAGAGAACCUCAGAUGUCCAAAUCAUCACUCUUAUAUCGAUUGCAUGAGAGAAUUCAUUCUGAUACUUCAACCGAAUAA